Liolophura sinensis is the source of this 1224-nucleotide messenger RNA. RefSeq names its product beta-1,3-glucan-binding protein-like. The record is from RefSeq and is a predicted model, not a curated record. Bases 17 to 1129 code for a protein of 370 amino acids. Lineage: Eukaryota; Metazoa; Mollusca; Polyplacophora; Chitonida; Chitonidae. The transcript has 10 exons. Gene Ontology annotation, molecular function: hydrolase activity, hydrolyzing O-glycosyl compounds. Gene Ontology annotation, biological process: carbohydrate metabolic process.
AGUUGACGCGUUCAACAUGGCAGUUGGUCUUUUGUCGAUCGUCUUGGCAGGACAAAUUUUGCUGGCUGCCUCUGAUUAUUCUGCUUUGGAUGCAGAAGAGAAUAGAGAUGGUGAGUUAAUGGUGCUACCACGUGGGCCCGUCCCCAGGGCUAGUUUACGGCAGAUUUUUCGAGACGACUUCAACUCAUUAAACCGGAACCAUUGGGACCUUGAUGCGAGUGCGUCUCAGGGUGGGCACAACGAGUUUCAGAUCUACUCCCCAGAAAGUCACAACUGCUACACCCACAACGGACAUAUGUACUUAAAACCCACAUUAACGUCGGACAAGUUUGGACUGGAUUUUCUAUUUCACGGCACACUGGAUGUAAAAAAGCAGUGGGGCUACUGCAAUCCAACGUGGAACAAUGGCUGCUACAGGAACGCCCCCAAAGAUCAUUCGAUCAUACCACCUAUAAUGUCAUGCUAUAUGCGCUCUAAAGUUUCCUUCAAGUACGGGAAACUGGAGAUCAUGGCCAAGAUGCCCAAAGGCGAUUGGUUGUGGCCAGCUUUGUGGCUGAUGCCGAAACACGGUCAUUACGGAGGAUGGCCGAGAUCGGGGGAGAUUGAUGUCGCCGAGCUCCUGGGAAACACGAACUAUGGCAGUCUGGGCAUACAAAGAACCACCGCCUCUCUACACUUUGGUAACGAUCGAAGUCACGACAAACACUUAUCAAAUCAGCACUGGCUACAUGGCUCAACGUAUGGUGACGGCUUUCAUAAAUACACGUUAGACUGGUCGCCUUCGCAUAUCAACAUUUACAUCGACAACACUCUGAUACUGGGUACACCAAUGCCCGGGGACGGCCUCCAUCACCACUACGGGCUCGCCGGAAACAACAUAUGGGGGUCCUCCCAUAAUGCACCUUUUGACCAAGAUUUCUACGUCAUUAUGAAUGUAGCCGUAGGAGGCACCGGCGGGAUAUUCCCGGACAAUGUGAGAAACUACCCUCAUCCCAAACCCUGGAGCAACCACCAGAGCUCCGGCGUAGCCAUGCAGAACUUCUGGAACCACAAGAAUGACUGGCUCUCCACCUGGCACGGUGAAGAUGCCGCCAUGAAAGUCGACUCCGUGACCAUAUGGACAUACUAACGGACUCAAUGGAGUGAAAUGUACAUGACAUGAUUACACGACAUACAUGUUUUGUACUAAGGUAUUGAAUGAUGAACUCUCAAACAAUAUAAGUC